Molecule: messenger RNA, 3914 nt
Organism: Octopus sinensis (East Asian common octopus)
Lineage: Eukaryota; Metazoa; Mollusca; Cephalopoda; Octopoda; Octopodidae
Product: D-amino-acid oxidase-like
Exons: 11
Coding region: 203-1213 (336 amino acids)
Molecular function (GO): FAD binding; D-amino-acid oxidase activity
Source: RefSeq, a predicted model, not a curated record
UUUUAUCUCCUCACCUCAAAAAUUUCGUCUUUUGGCUCGGCGUGAGAUUAAGGCAGCUGGCAUUGGGCUUGGUUUCUCCUUUCUCAAACAAAAUUUACAGAGGACAACACGGGAGCGGCCUAGCGUUAAAUAUAUAUAUAUACAUAUAUAUUUAUAGCCAUCUUUACUGACGGUGUCUGGAGAUUUUUAACCGAUUUUCAUUAUGGUCCGAAAAAUUUGCGUAUUAGGAGCUGGAGUUAUUGGUCUCUACUCAGCUGUACGAAUUCUUGAAGACUUACAAAAUGUUGAUGUUACAAUUAUUGCUGAAAAAUUUACUCCGAACAACACAACCGACGUGGCUGCUGGCUUCUGGAGACCCUAUAAAAUGGGCUCCACAAACCCGUCCCUAAUCAGACGUUGGGGCGAUGAAACAUUCAAGUAUCUACUCGACAUUCAUGAAUCACCAAUGGCAUCCAAGCUUGGUAUCAACCUUGUCUCCGGUUAUUGGCUUAAUAGCUCAGAGAUUGAUCCUGUCUGGAAAGACACGGUCUUCAAUUUACGGGAUCUGACUCCAGAAGAAAACAAAUUAUUUCCAAAUUACACGAAUAAUAAAUUUUUCACUAGCAUUCUAGUUUCUGCUUCUAUCUACAUGGAAUGGUUAAUGGGAAGAUUUAUUUCUCUCGGAGGAAAAGUCAAAAGCAAGAGACUAGUAGCUCUGUCAGAGGUGAUGUCUGACUUUGAUAUCGUAGUUAACUGCUGUGGUUUGGGAAAUUAUCAGUUGAAUAAUGAUCGAAAGAUGACACCGAUUCGAGGUCAAGUCAUUAGGGUAAAUGCACCAUGGAUAAAACACUUUUACUUCAGUGAUGAGGCUACUAAACCAUUAUAUAUUUUUCCUACGAAGAACUAUGUUGUUAUGGGAGGAACAGCACAAAAAGGCAACUGGGACACCACUCCAAAUGAACAGGACCAAAGACACAUAUUGGAUGGCUGUGCUCGAAUUGUGCCAAGUUUGAAGGAUGCAGAAAUUUUAGACACAAAAGUUGGACUGAGACCAUUUAGGGAACAAACCCGUCUGGACCAGCAAACUAUCACAUUUAAUGGUCGGUCUAUACAGGUCAUUAACAACUAUGGUCAUGGUGGCUGUGGUCUGACAACUUUCGUUGGUUGUGCAAAAGAUGUUGUGGCUAUGAUCAGAGAAGCUGGUGCAGCACCAUGGUACAGUGCUAGACUUUAAUGGUGUGAGUCAUGGUUGGAUUGUAUUGAAACAGCAUUGGCAAUACACACACACAUACAUAUAUACACAGGCACACAUACACACAAGCACAUGUAGAUAUACACAUACAUAGACGAACACAUAUAUACGUGGACCGUGCCCAGUCAAUUCAUCAACGGCAAUUUGUCAUUGCUUAAUGUCCCCAGUCAAUUCAUCGAGAUCAUAGGCAAAAUGGAAGAAUGAAUAUCCGAAUUAAAAAGGUUUGCUGUAUUACAUAUUUAUUUUUUCUUAAAAUUUAAGAUUGUAUGCAAUUACUUUUAGAAAAAUAAUUUUUUGGCUUGGAUCAUAUUUUUCCAUGACAUUUUUUAUGCGCAGGUUCAUAUCUCUGUAUUUUUUUUUCUUUUGGCUUGGUUCAAAAGAUCGCCUGGUACUGGCAAACCUUUCCUCACAUUUAAUUACAUCAAUAAGUUUCCAAAUAUUUCAAUAACUAAUAUUCACUGUGCUUUUCAGUGCGCUGUGAUAAGCUUCUAAACUAUUUUUAGUACAAGCAAUCCCUGUCAUGCAUCGAUCCCAAACAUUCCAUAUAGGUAAUGGAAAUGGAGGUUCAAGGCGUCACCUCCUUUGCCCUCUUCCUCUAGAUGGUCCUAUAUGAUUAUUUUCAAAAUAGGAUACUAAUGACUGAGGAAUAUCAUCAUCUACAAAUUGUUCAUAUCCAUCUACAACAUCAUCAACCGGCAGGAAGGCAAGGGCAACAAAACACCGCAUUUUUAGACUGAAACUGUCAUCUUCGUAAUAUCUACAUUUUAGUUCUUCUUGCACAACAUGCUUAAACACAUUUGCACUUUUUUUUUUUUUUUGCUCAGGUCAAACACUUUAGUUUGACCCACAUUUUGUCCUAAAUGAAAUAAGCAGCAUGCCAAAUUCAACCCAGGAAACGAGUCCAGAAAUUCGUUAUGAGCUGCUUUUUCGAAAUCCAUAAUUACAUUAUCAGGACAUUCAUUCUGCAGUAAUUCAUUUAUUUUGGCAAAACUUCUAUAUACGUGUCUUGACUUUUGUCGGAGAGCAAUACGUACAAUCGUGAGGCAUUGAAAUUGUCAGUUUGGAUGUGAAGUAUAUACAACUGAAAAAAUACACUAGAGCAACACUUAAAUGUUCCAUUUGCCGCCCAGUUCUUGCGCUGUUUUAACUGUCGAAGUGCUUCAACACUUGGAAAUAUUAGUAUUCGUUUUGAAUCUUCCCUCCCGCUGUCAUACUGUAAAAACAUUUCAUCAUUGUCAAGGUAGGAGUAUUCAUUUGGAAUGGAAAACCCAACAUUUGUAAGUGGGGUGGCAGGAGAAUUAGAAUCAACUUGCCUCCAACGUCUAAUAUUCAUAUUAAGCUGUGCAAACGGAUGUAUUAGCAACAAUGUACAGUCAUUUAAAUUCUGAACUUCACAAACAAUAAUUGAGCAAGGAGCAUCGUGAGAUGAAAUAGACUUUACUUUAAUAUUUGUAACUAUUAUCCUUGCAUUUACCUCUGCAGCAGUUAAAGCAUAGAUCCCAAUCUUCUUAAACUCCUUAUAAUUUUCAUCUGUAUGAAGUCUCACCUUGCACACACAAUUUUUGCACCUCUAGUAUUAUCUUCAAUCCAUCUGCCUUCCGCUUAUUUUUUGCAUACAUAUAAUUUUCUUGAUCAACCACUUUAAUUUUUUCCUUUCUCUGAAGUUAUGAUCCUGCAGGUAGCCAUGUUGAUGGGUAGAUGUAUUGAAUAAAUUUAAUUCAAUUUACUUGAAAAUCUUUGUUCAUAAACUAUUCAGCGCAGAUACUUGAGAGAGAGAGGCAGGGUUAAAGAAAGGAAAACAAAAUAUCUAAAACUGUCCAACGACAAUUUUAAUUCUAAAUUGAUUGUUCUAAACUUUCCCUCAAAAAUAACAUUUAAGAAUCUUUUGAGACAAAUUGGCCAGUGACGAAUUGAUCAACGACAAAUUGACAAAUUAACCAGCGACGAAGUAACCGGGGACGAAUUGUCCUAGCACCUACAUCGACACACAUAUACAUAACACACACAUGCGCUGAUGACUAGAUAUACACAUAUACUCACAAAUAUUUAGUUACCUUAACACAAUUUCCAAACAAUUAAUUUCAUUUUUAAAGACAAAAAAAAAAGACUUAGUGUUUACAUUUUUUUUCAUGCAAUUCAAAAAAUCUAAUUACAAAUUAUCAAUAAGUUACUUAUUCCUGAAUCUGUAUAUUUAGUACUGAUCUGGAUUUAAACUCUGGAACUAAAUUUCUGACCUAAGAAUGGUAACAAAGCUAAAACUUUGAUAAAUUUCAAUUGAAAUAGUAUUAUAUUUCUAACUUUUUAGUAGUUGUGAGAAAAUGGACCAUGAUGUUGGGGUGCAGCUGAUAUAUUGAAACUCUAAAAGAGGUAAUUACAGCAGUGGAUUAGCAGAAUCGUUAGAGCAAUAGAAAAAUGGUUUGUGGUGUUACUUGAGGUUUUUUAGGUUCUGCAUUCAAAACUUGCCACGGUUGACUUUACUUAUCAUUCCUCCAGAGUCUAUAAAAUAAAGUACUAAUGAAGUACUGGGGGUUGAUGCUACUGACUAACACCCUCCCCUCAAAAUUGCAAGCCUUCUGCUUAAAAUUGAAAGUAUUAAAAACUGAUAAUUUCAUUAAUUUUGUAACACUUGAUUUUGUUGUAAUGAAUUCUCUGAAUAAAUAAACAAUAUAUUGCAUUCAAAUAC